CUUGGCGCACGAAAAACCAACAGCUUCUACUUAGCACAAGCAGACCAAGCGAGCAAAGAUGGCUGCUGCUAGUAAUAAGGUUGGCGCCCUGCUGAUCAUCACCUUGCUUGCGUUCCUCGGGUCCGUGGAGUGCCAGCAGGGCUCCGGCGGCGGCGGCAUCCUUUGCCUGGGUGGUUGGGUUCGUCCAGUCUCAUCAGCCCUUGGUCGCCUGGGCUGCCCCGGAGGCCUCAUGCCGAGCCCUAAAAUUUUCAGGGCACCAAGAUCUGCCCCCUCAGGGGCAGCUCUCAGGGUCGGCUACUACAACUCGUGCCCCAACGCGGAAGGCAUUGUGAGGCAGGUCGUCAGAGACGCCGUCGACAAAGAACCCGGCAUGGGCGCAGGCCUCAUUCGUCUCUUCUUCCACGACUGUUUCGUUCGGGGUUGCGAUGCUUCCGUUCUCCUCGUGAACUCGAGUGGCUCCAGCGACCCGUCGGAGAUGUUGGGCCCACCCAACAGAGAGAGCCUUCGCGGCUUCGGCGUGAUCGACAGGGCCAAGGCGGCGCUCGAGGCGGCCUGCCCCAGCGUCGUGUCGUGCGCGGACAUCGUCGCCUUCGCCGCCCGCGACGCGUCCUCCUUCCUCAGCAACGGCAGGCUCAACUUCGCGAUGCCCGCCGGCCGCCUCGACGGCCGCGUGUCCCUCGCCUCGGAGACCACCAACUUCCUGCCGGGGCCCUUCUCCGACCUCGAGACGCUCAAGAGCAGAUUCGCCGCCAAGGGCCUCGACACCAAAGACAUGGUCACGCUCUCCGGCGCGCACACCAUCGGCCACGCCCGCUGCAUGUUCGUCUCCACCAGCCGUCCGGGCAUGAACGCCACCCUCGCCGGAGAGCUGAGACAGAGGUGCGGCGGCGGCGGCGGUAACGCCACGGUGAACUUGGACUACAAGACCCCCGACGUCCUGGACAGCCAGUACUUCCAGAACGUGAAGGACAGCGCCGUGCUGCUGGACUCGGACGCCGCGCUCAACGCCUCGGAAACGGCGGCGCUGGUGGAUACAUACGCCGCCGAUGUGGGGAGCAGGUGGGAGAUGGAGUUCGCGGCGGCGAUGGUGAAGAUGGGCAACAUCGAGGUGAAGACCAGGCCCAGCGCGGACGCCGAGAUCAGGAAGAAGUGCUCGAUUUACAACUAGCUAGCCUACCUUUCGUUUGGAGGUUGGGACGGUGCUCCUCAUAAAUAAUAAUUAAUCAUGCUAGCUCAAAUAGUACGUGAUUUAGCAGGCUUUAGCUGGAUCAGGAAUUUCUCACUCCACCUGGUGGCUGCUAGGUGAAAUGUAACUUGCUAAUGUAAGCAUGGCGUCCCCAACAAUGGGAAUUAAUGGAGUGUUUUUUU
Messenger RNA from Panicum virgatum (switchgrass), 1368 nucleotides. Its product is annotated as peroxidase 2-like. Gene Ontology annotation, biological process: hydrogen peroxide catabolic process; response to oxidative stress. The transcript is spliced from 2 exons. Gene Ontology annotation, molecular function: peroxidase activity; heme binding. The record is from RefSeq and is a predicted model, not a curated record. Bases 59 to 1168 code for a protein of 369 amino acids. Gene Ontology annotation, cellular component: plasmodesma; plant-type cell wall. Lineage: Eukaryota; Viridiplantae; Streptophyta; Magnoliopsida; Poales; Poaceae.